UCCUCCCCCCCAGGUCCCCGGGCCAUGGCCCUGGCCCCCACCGGGCCUCAGCUGUCUUUUAGGCCUCCUUUACUUAGCCAUAGUCAAUAUACACAGAAGGUUUAUGAACUACAUGAGUAAAUGAAUGGUGACAGGAAGAAGUAAAUCAUUCCCAAUGAAUUAUAAUGAGCACAUCUUGCUGAUCCGACACUAUGUACUGUACUAGCUAUGGGUACUGUACUAGCUAUGAUUCACAUGAAUAUUACGUUGUACUGUACUGUGCCAACAAUGGUCUACAGUACAGUAAUUGUAACAUUAGCAGCAAUGCUGUACAGUACAGUAUUUGUAACUACAAGUACUGUGCUAUCAGUGAUGUGCAAUACAGUUAUUAUAACUACCAGCAGUGAUGUACAAAGUACAUUGUUGCACGGGAUGAGGCUUUGUAUUGCCUCCCUUACUUAAAAAUUGAGCUUCUAGACAAAAAUGGCCUUGAGACAGUAGCAAAAGUACUGUCCUUUGGGUGUUGGACUCUCAGCGAUUCAGAAAAUAUUGAAAUUCCUGUAGCAGGAUCUAUAGGAACAUCAUGUAGUGUCCGUGGAAAUGCUCCCCAGUUGACUCUAGCUCAAGGAAAUGUCCGACCUGUUACUCAAGUUUCAGGAACUGGGGGAACUGCUAACAACCCACCUCCAGUUGCUCUUGAUAGGUCUUCAGCAUUCCAGCGUGACAAUUCCCACAUGACAACACUGACAGAACUUGGUAAAAAGUUGGUGGCGGCAGCUAAAGUGGGUAAUACAAGUCAGGUUAGAAGGUUGAUGGCUAUUGGAGCACCGUUUGCAUCAGAUGGGCCCAUUGGAAUGACUCCGCUUCACUUGGCUGCACAAAAUGGUCAUUAUGAAACCUGUGAUCGUUUGCUAUGCGCUGGUAUGAACAUUAAUGCACGGAACAAGGUGGACAAGACUCCCUUACACUUGGCUGCUAUGGAGGGUCACUAUGAUAUUGCAUCUUUACUAGUCAAAACUGGAGCCAAUGUAAAUGCCUGUGAUAUGUUAAAAAUGACACCUUUACAUUGGGCCUGUGAUAGAGGACAUACCCAAAUUGUACGAUUGCUACUAAAGAGUUAUGGCCAGACUGAUGUUACCAACAAAUUUUCAAAAACACCUCUCCAUUUGGCUGUAGAAAAUGGAUAUGAAAAUAUUGUUCUACUGCUGCAGAAAGGCAUCUGCUGCAAGGAGGAGGAAGAAGCUGUAGCUGUGGAGUCCAUCUCUCUAGAUAUAACACAUGAUCUGGACUCUAUUCCUGUUGUGUGUAAAACUGAAGAAGUUCACACAGAGGAACUGCUGGUUGAAGAGGUUUGUGAAAAUAGUCAAAGUACCAAAGAGAGCAGUCAAAGUUGCAAAGAGGGAGAAGACAUUUCGUCAGUUGACAGUGAAUUACCUCAUUCUAUCAUGGCAGAUGACACAGAUGAUCAAAACAUCUCUGUACUUGCAACAUUGGCUGAACUAGCACAAGCUACAUCGAGAGGAACAGAGAAUACUGUAGAUAUGUCGAGUGCAGCUGCAUUAGAGUUAUUGAAAGCUCAGGCUGCCCUGCUACCCAUUGAUGAUGCAUCAACUUUAGUGACGUCUGCUGUAGCUCACGGACAGACUCUCCAUCUUACUGAGGCGGGACGGCAGGCUUUAAAGUUCAUAAAGCAAGAGCUGCCUUUGUUACCAAGUAAUCCACUGCUACAAGAACCCCCCUCAGGUAUUGAUCAAGACAAAACCAACAAAAAAUCAAGUAAUAGCAUCACAAAUGCUAAAAGAAGAGACAAAACAUCAUCCUCACACGUGACGGUGCAGUCAUCUUCAUGCUUGCCGGCUCUUUUACCCUCUUCAUCAAUAGAAAGUGUGGAUGAUGAUGAUGGAGAGGAAGUCCAGCAAGUGACUCAGGUUAUAACACUAACUUCAGAGCAAUAUGCUGCACUUACAGGUGGUACCAAUGGCCCAAUCAUAUUGCAAGUAUUACCAGCAAGUGCAGAUGAAGAACAUUUGAAUGAGAUAAACAAGAACCAGAGUCCACCGGCAACCAAACGGCAAAAGGUCAUGCAACUGGUCACAAGAGUGGGUCAAGGAAGCUCAGGUCUAAACCAAGCAGUCGCAAAAGUGUCAGGAGAGGUGCUGAGUGUAGACCUGCCAAAUGUGAAUCAUCUAUAACAAAAAACAUCAUUAUUAAUCCUGUUUGGCACCAAGUCAACAGUUUGUCUACUGUUUACUUUAUAAGUAUAAGUUAACUGGACAAUUCUUUUUCUGCUAUGUAUAGUAGGAUGGCUAUAUUAAUAUUCAGACUUAUUAAAAAUGCCAAAUAAGUUCAUGACUAAGAAAAUUUAGAUGUACAGUACAAUGUUAUAUUUCAAUUGACUCAUUCAUUCACAAAUAAGUGAUUACGAUAUUGUUCAUGUAUUGUGACCUGUAUUUACACAUGCAGUAAUGAUUUAUAUUAAAACAAAUAUAUUUAUAGAACAUGAA
Molecule: messenger RNA, 2483 nt
Organism: Homarus americanus (American lobster)
Lineage: Eukaryota; Metazoa; Arthropoda; Malacostraca; Decapoda; Nephropidae
Product: GA-binding protein subunit beta-1-like
Exons: 14
Coding region: 714-2171 (485 amino acids)
Molecular function (GO): protein binding
Source: RefSeq, a predicted model, not a curated record